AUGGCGUUUCCAAAAGUAGCUGGUGAUAAAAAGUACAGGGCAUUUGUGGACGGAGAAAUCAAGGAAGUGAGCAUUGGCGGGCACGAUGGAUGUGUUGUAUUGGUGUUUUAUCCCCUGGACUUUACCUUUGUGUGCCCCACAGAGCUCAACAGGUUCAGUGAUCUUAAGGAUGAAUUUGUGAAGCGGGGAGCUACUGUUUUGUUUGUUUCCUGUGAUUCUGUGUACACACACAAGGCAUGGGCUCAGGUUCCAAGGGAGAACGGAGGUGUUAUGGGUGUUUCAUGGCCGAUGAUAUGGGAUGAAAGAGGAGACCUCAGCAGGCACAUGUGGAUGUAUGAUGCAGAUAGCGGCCAUCCCAUGCGUGGAACGGUCAUUCUUUCAAAGACAUUGGAUGUCAAGCACAUGAGUGUCAACCAUGCAGAGAUAGGAAGGUCUGUUGAUGAGAUAUUGCGGCUUAUUGAUGCGAUUUCAUUCAAUGAGGAGUUUGGAGAGGUGUGCUUUGUUGAUUGGAAGAAGAAGUAA
Ordospora pajunii is the source of this 522-nucleotide messenger RNA. Its product is annotated as putative thioredoxin peroxidase. The record is from RefSeq and is a predicted model, not a curated record. Gene Ontology annotation, molecular function: thioredoxin peroxidase activity. Gene Ontology annotation, biological process: hydrogen peroxide catabolic process; cellular response to stress; response to oxidative stress. The transcript has a single exon. Bases 1 to 522 code for a protein of 173 amino acids. Gene Ontology annotation, cellular component: cytosol. Lineage: Eukaryota; Fungi; Microsporidia; Ordosporidae.